Messenger RNA from Lycium barbarum (goji berry), 889 nucleotides. Its product is annotated as putative H/ACA ribonucleoprotein complex subunit 1-like protein 1. Bases 111 to 701 code for a protein of 196 amino acids. The record is from RefSeq and is a predicted model, not a curated record. Gene Ontology annotation, biological process: ribosome biogenesis; snoRNA guided rRNA pseudouridine synthesis. The transcript has 4 exons. Lineage: Eukaryota; Viridiplantae; Streptophyta; Magnoliopsida; Solanales; Solanaceae. Gene Ontology annotation, cellular component: box H/ACA snoRNP complex. Gene Ontology annotation, molecular function: box H/ACA snoRNA binding.
UAGUUUUGUCUACUUAUAGCUCAGUGGUAAAACCCUUAAAACCCUAAACCCAUAUUUCUUGAAGGCCGCUCAGUGUUCAUUCAGAGUUGAGAGAGUGUUGUUGAGAAGCAAUGAGACCUCCAAGAGGACGUGGUGGUGGUGGAUUUAGAGGCGGCAGAGAUGGCGGCGGCCGUGGUUUUAGAGGCGGCGGUGGUGGACGUGGUGGUGGUCGCUUUGCUCCUCGUGAUGAAGGUCCCCCUCCUGAAGUCGUAGAGGUGUCUUCUUUUGUGCACGCAUGUGAAGGAGAUGCAGUGACAAAGCUCACAAAUGAAAAAAUCCCUUACUUUAACGCGCCUAUUUACCUUCAGAACAAGACCCAGAUUGGAAAGGUUGAUGAAAUAUUUGGUCCUAUUAAUGAAUCUCUUUUUUCGAUUAAGAUGAUGGAGGGAAUAAUAGCAACUGCAUAUUCAGCUGGAGAUAAGUUCUACAUUGACCCAGCUAAGCUUUUGCCUCUAGCCAGAUUUCUUCCACAGCCCAAGGGAUCUCAACAAGCUUCUAGAGGCGGUGGACGAGGUGGAGGAAGAGGCGGUUUUCGUGGCGGACGUGGAGGUGGUGGGGGUUUUCGGGGUGGACGUGGAGGCGGUGGUGGUUUUCGUGGGGGUAGAGGUCCGCCUCGAGGCGGUCGCGGAGGCGGUUUUAGGGGUGGUAGAGGGAGAUUUUAAAAAGAAAUAUAAUGUACUUUUGAUCUCUCUAUUUUAGUUUUUGUAAUUCUGAAAGCUGUGAACUCCAUUGGGAGAAUGCUAUCAUAGUUCCUUUAUCUUCCAUCUUUUUUCGAUUUAACGUUGUUUUGUCCAUUUGUUACCCUUCAUGGUUAACUACAUCGUGAUUUAAAUGCCUACUAUUACUCUAA